Molecule: messenger RNA, 1591 nt
Organism: Halichondria panicea
Lineage: Eukaryota; Metazoa; Porifera; Demospongiae; Suberitida; Halichondriidae
Product: nuclear transcription factor Y subunit gamma-like
Exons: 8
Coding region: 48-1529 (493 amino acids)
Biological process (GO): regulation of transcription by RNA polymerase II
Cellular component (GO): CCAAT-binding factor complex; nucleus
Molecular function (GO): RNA polymerase II cis-regulatory region sequence-specific DNA binding; DNA-binding transcription activator activity, RNA polymerase II-specific; protein heterodimerization activity
Source: RefSeq, a predicted model, not a curated record
CUAAUGCGGCGGCAAUUGAUGUUAGUGGCCGCGGUGUACGAACAACAAUGGAUCCCCAGGAACAAGCUGUCAGUGAUAGCCCUCUACUCCCUCUAGUACCGCAGGCCACUCCAUUACUCUUCCCCCCACCACCUUCAGAGUCAUCCAUGAUGACUGGCAUGACUAGUCAACCUGUUGUCUUACAGAACCAAGCUGCCCUCAUCACCCCCACACAGGUACCGCCCACCACAUACUUCACACACACAUCCUCACAGUCGGAGUUGCCCACUCAUGAUGUCCUACAGAGCCAAGCUGCCCUCAUGACCUCCACACAGGUACCGCCCACCACACACCCCUCACACACACCCUCACAGUCUGGACUAUCCACUCAUGCUGAUGGUAGUGUGUUCAUCUCUGUGCCAGUGGCAGCACUACCCUCUACCCUCCCUUCUCCCAUUCCAAUCACUACUAAACUGGACACAUUCUGGACUGACCAGUUAUCCUGUGUACAGCAUGUGUCUGACGAUCACUGGAAGACACCAGAGUUUCCUCUGGCCAGAAUCAAGAAGAUAAUGAGAAUGGAUGAGGACGUUAGAAUGAUUAGCGCUGAAGUGCCUGUGAUGUUCUCUAAAGCAGUGGACGUGUUCAUUUCAGAGCUCUCUAUAAGAGCGUGGCAUAUCACAGAAGAAUCUAAGAGAAGAACCAUUCAAUGCAGUGACAUUGCCAUGGCCAUCACCAACAAUGACAUGUAUGAUUUCCUGAUUGACAUUGUCCCAAGGGAAGAGAUUCAAAUGAAACAAUCCAAACCCCAGAGUGGGGAGAGUCUUCAGCUGCUGCCACCAGAUCUAUUGCAGUUGUACAUACAACACUUUGCUGCUACUGCCAGUGGAGAAGAGGACACCAGUGUACUGCAAAAUCAACUUCAGAUUCUCCAGCAACUCUUGCAAAUCCAACAACUUCAAGAACAACAAGAACAGGUACCAACACAUCCAACUACCCUCACACACACACACGCCCACACACACACCACACAGGGCCAGCCGCCCUCUCCACCAACUGCAAUGAGUGGUAUCACUUCAACAGGAUCUAUUCUAGACACACAAGUUCUGCAAACCUCAGACACUCGAGAAAUAACACACGAAGUUCUAGAGCAGUUGCGACAACAUGUGGCCUCAGGAAACUAUGACUCAGGUCUACUGGAGGGAGCCUAUCAGUCCCCAAUGGAUCAUACAGAAGGAGAGGCUGCAGUGCUGGGCCCGGAGUAUCAGUCCCCAAUGGAUCAUACAGAAGGAGAGGCUGGAGUGCUGGGCCCAGAGUUUGUUGAACCAGCUAUGGAUAUCGACUCUCUAACACACCAAGUGCUGCACUCUGUCCACCCAAUGUCCAUGGCCAGUGAUACACCAAUCGUUCAUGUGCCAGCAGAGUUUGGGUUAGAAGAGCCUACCCACCCUCCUGCAAUGGUAGCCUUCAGCUCUACCCCUCUCAGACUCACUCAUAUUCACGGUGGAAGCUCUCUUGUUCAACUAACUAACCCUAACUCUAAUCAAUAGAACACUAGAUCUCUAUUUAUUAAUUAGGUUUGUACGUCUGUCAAGAUAAAUUUUGUAAAACA